CUGAAGAUGUACUGCAAGUCAUAGUAUCAUAGUAUGCCUGAGAGUAGUAACUUGAAGCUUGUGAUAGCUAGUGCAUAUGAUCUCCAGGCUCUCGCUGCUGUAUAUCAAUCUAUACAUAUAUUGACCAUUGGAAGAAAUGAUAUGAUGAACUGCUGUCUUCAAGUGAUUAAAAUGAGGUCGUUGGUCCACAACAAUUUUGUUGUUCAAUUCGUUGCCAAAGUUGAGAUUUCAGAGCAGCACUGUCCACUAGUGACCACGUGUGGCUGGCAAGUGGGGCCAAAAAUGCUCAUGUUCAAGAAUAGCAACGGGUCACUAUUCACUAGCUCUUUCUUGGAAGAAUGGUUCAACCAAUGCGAGCUCUCUGCCAUCGAACACUUGUACCGCAGCAUCCUCCGUGAACAACUCCUCGCCUCUAAAACUUGCCACCAUCUGACUCCCGGGCUGGGCCAUAAAGUAAAGAGGAUCACUUGCAAGCAAGCGGGAUCAAAUCAACCCAAGGAGAAGCAAAAAGAAGCCAUAAUGCAACAAGAACGCCGGAGCACCGCCGCCGCCAUGCUGGCCGCCGCCGCGGUGGUCCUCCUGCUUGCCACCGCCGCUGCGCCGUGCAGCGCGCAGCAGGCGGUGAUGAGCAUCGAGGAGGCGUGCCGGAAGGCGGCGAGCGCGCAGGCGGGCGUGAGCUAUGAGCACUGCGUGUCGUCGCUGGCGUCGGACGGGCGGAGCCGCGACGCGGCGGACCUGCACAAGCUGGCGGUGGUGGCGGCGCGGAUGGCCGCGGACCACGCGGCGACGACGGAGGCGAGGAUGGAGGACCUGAGCGAGGUGGAGGAGUCGCCGCACGCGCGGGCGCGGCUGCACCACUGCCUGGAGCUCUACGGCGCCGCCGCCGACGUGCUCCGCGACGCGCUCGACAACCUCCGCGCGCGCGUCUACGGCAGGGCCUCGCAGCAGCUGGAGGCGGCGCUGGGCGCCUCCGAGAGCUGCGAGGACGUCUGGAAGGGCGAGGAACGGGUACCCAUCGCUGCCCACGACAGGGAGUACGGACGCAUGGCCGUCGUCGCGCUCGGCCUCACCACCGGCAUCGCCGCCUGAUCUCUCAUCUCAUGUCAUGGCCUUAUUAGAGCAUUCCAUCUUGUUGGCGUACGUGCAUACCAGGACCAUGACCAUGACCAUGAUGUGGUUUUGCAAUGCAUGCGUGGGUGAUGCUAUAUCUUAGUAGUAUUUGUCUAGCCACUACUAUGACUUAACCUUCUUCCUUCAGGUUUUGAUGCCUUGUUGCUGGAGGUGUUAGACUGUCAGGAAGAGAGAGUUAGCAGAGGUCGUCAUGCAUGACACUGCUGUCAUUUGUCAAAGUGUUUGUAGGGUAGGGCUCAUACGUGUUCAACCUAUAUGGUGGUCUUGCGUGCAUAAAUAAACUCUAGUAUUAUUUCCCGUGCAUGCUCUGUCUUGUAAUUCAUAAAUUUGAUGAAAGGUUUCCUGA
Molecule: messenger RNA, 1477 nt
Organism: Setaria italica (foxtail millet)
Lineage: Eukaryota; Viridiplantae; Streptophyta; Magnoliopsida; Poales; Poaceae
Exons: 1
Coding region: 34-1089 (351 amino acids)
Molecular function (GO): enzyme inhibitor activity
Source: RefSeq, a predicted model, not a curated record